Molecule: messenger RNA, 868 nt
Organism: Olea europaea var. sylvestris
Lineage: Eukaryota; Viridiplantae; Streptophyta; Magnoliopsida; Lamiales; Oleaceae
Product: chaperone protein dnaJ 11, chloroplastic-like
Exons: 1
Coding region: 125-562 (145 amino acids)
Source: RefSeq, a predicted model, not a curated record
CACAGACUCAACCGCGUAUCAAAUAGUCCAAUCAUCAACCCACGUUCGCGGCUCCUCCAUAAAUAAUCCAUCCAUCUCAGAAACUAUUCGUUAAAUCCAACCGCAGACAGACACUGAUCUCAUCAUGGCUUCAACAUCAUUUUCUCUUUCAAAUCAAAAAAUUCGCUCAACCAUUCUACCGCCGUGCACCGCCUCAUUCCGCCGCCCUCUUCGUAUCUCCGCAACUUGCGCCACCUCUCAGAGGACCUGUAGUUCGAAGAUCAGCACUGGCUGUGAUCCAAAACAGGGGUCUCUAUACGAAGUUUUGGGGAUUCAGAUUGGUGCUUCGUGUCGAGAAAUCAAAACUGCGUAUAGAAAAUUAGCCAGAUGUUUGCAUCCGGAUGUUGCAUCCAACAGUGGAGAUGAGUUUAUGAGAGUGCAUGCGGCUUAUGCGACUCUUUCUGACCCGGAGAAGCGUGCGAACUACGAUAUAGAACUUUUCCAUCGUAGACGGCUGACGGUGGUGUCGGCGAGGGGGUAUUCUAGCCGGAGCCGGAAUUGGGAAACUGACCAGUGCUGGUAACUCAAAUUGUGAGAUCACUAGCUCAAAAUGUAGACAGAAGCGGCAAUGGUGGAGGCUGGAGGAACUAACUCACAGGGUACAGUCCAUUCUACAGCUACUUCGUGUAGAGAUUCUGAAGAUUUGAGCAAUGCGUAGACGCUGAAAAAAGGCAUUAUUUUUUGUUCUUUCAAAAAACUUUUUAUUUCGCACCGCUACUGUUUUUGUGUGUAUAUAUAUAAAAGCUAGUGCUUUUUUUCCUCUUUCCAAACCUUUAAUUUCAAUUUUGUGCGGCGAAAGGACCUUGGUCGGUGUCGUCGGUCCAAAUGA